Molecule: messenger RNA, 2685 nt
Organism: Cololabis saira (Pacific saury)
Lineage: Eukaryota; Metazoa; Chordata; Actinopteri; Beloniformes; Belonidae
Gene: atp6v0e2
Product: ATPase H+ transporting V0 subunit e2
Exons: 4
Coding region: 102-347 (81 amino acids)
Biological process (GO): proton transmembrane transport
Cellular component (GO): proton-transporting V-type ATPase, V0 domain
Molecular function (GO): proton-transporting ATPase activity, rotational mechanism
Source: RefSeq, a predicted model, not a curated record
CGGCUGCGAAGGGCUGGUCAGCGGCCAUUGAUGCACUUUAUUUCUAAAGGGUAAAAUCGAUCUAUAUUUGUCAUCGUGUGAGGUUUUGUGCAGCUGAAGCCAUGGUGUCGCACUCCCUCGCCCUGCCGAUGAUCUGCUUCACCACGUUAUGGGGGCUGGUCGGGGUCGUGGCUCCGUUUCUGGUGCCGAAAGGACCGAACCGUGGUGUGAUUGUUACCAGUCUCAUCCUCACAGCAGUCUGCUGCUACUUGUUCUGGUUGAUAGCCAUCCUGGCCCAGACCAACCCUCUGUUCGGCCCUCAGCUCAAGAAUGAAACUAUCUGGUAUCUGCGCUACUUCUGGGAGUAAACAGGGGACUGUGCCACGUGAAGCCUCUCGUCAGCCUGGUCUGCUGGACUUAAUUUCAACAUAUUUCUCAGCUCAUCCACACACCUAUAUGAUAGAAUUGAUGGAUUAUUUCAUAAAAUUUUACCACACAAAAUGCUGCAAAAACUUGUUAAUGAUCAGAAAAUCAAUGUCAGCUUUCCUUGUAAACUUGGGGAGUAUUUAGAAUUAUGCAGUGCAUCAGAAUGCUCGGAUGUAAAGAUUAUUGUAAAACGUGUUGUUGUGCAUCUUUAAAAAAGCAGAUGUCCUUAUUUAUUUGCGUUUCAGUGCAAUGAGGAAAUGGCACCCCCGCAUCAUGUGUUAGAACUAGAUGUUUUCCUCCCUGAGUAAUGUGAAAUCCUGUUGUUUACGCCGUGUUUGUUUACAUUUUAGUUUUUUAUUUUUUCGUUGCUCCCAUCAGCGUACAUGAACUUCCAAGUGUAUUUAUUUUAGCGUGUGGUGCUGAUGUGGGAGUCUUGUAAUCACCUCAGUGUCCACACAUUCUUCUUAUAUAAUUGUUAUUAUCUGUCAUAUAACUGUGUGUGUGUGUGUGUGUGUGUGUGUGUGUGUGUGUGUGUGUGUGUGUGUGUGUGUGUGUGUGUGUGUGUGUGUGUGUGUGUGUGUGUGUGUGUGUGUGUGUGUGUGUGUGUGUGUGUGUGUGUGUGUGUGUGUUCAUUAGUGUGAGUGCCUGGGCCGUGGGCAUGAGAGUUUCCUGAAACGGUGUAAGUGAAGAGCGAUUCCCUCCUCUUUACACCACUUCAGUAUUAAACUGGCUCCCACGUUCCCCCUCGUGCUCCACACCACGGAGGCCCUCGUUGCCAUGGUGAUCUCAUCAUCCAAUUCGGUCCAUCUCCACUCGACCCUUGUUGACGAAAUCCUACCCAUUCUUGGCGGCCAGUUUAUAAAUGUACUGCAAAGACACGUUUCUAGAGGGAAGUUGCUGGUAGCUGGUGAUAACAUCUGGUGUUCACAAAGAAAAAAGAGAGCGCAACUUUUCCUUUUUACUAUGAUAGAGGGGAAACCUGUUUCAUAUCAAACAACUGGAGCUUCUGGCUGCUUUGAUUUGAUAUUUAACAGGCCAGCAGUUCAACCGUGUGAGAUCACUGAAAACCCAUCCACAAAUGCAACUCUCUCUUUGCUGACUUCACCCGUCAGACUUCCCAAACUGGGUUUGGAAAGAUUUCCUCGCUUGGCAUUUUAACACAUUUCUCACAUUUAUCUGAAAUAAGAUGCAGGUGUGCUGUCAUUUCCACAUACUUGCCUCCUCUUGAUGCUUUAAGAGUCUCAGCUCCCAGCCACGACCACAAUUGCACCUCCCGUCUCUACAUCCCCAACCUCGCGCACCCCUCCCUCCCUGAACUCCUCUCCAAAACCACUUUGCUUCAGCCAAAAAGAAACAAAAUCAAAAUACAGCUACUUUUUAGAAAGACCAAAUUGUGUUUUAUCUUCCUUACACUUCGCCCUUCCCUGUAGUUGUGGUGGUGGCGUGUGCCUAAAACCGGGCGCUGUACUGUACCGUGAUUUACACAAGAAGGACCUGCGUCAGACGGAGUUUGAUCAGACCUUUGAAUAUAAACAGAGCUGUCUAUGCUUGCAUGUAAAUCUGUUUUGAUUUUUAGUUUCGCUCCAGAUGACCCAGAUACUGUAAACACGAGUGAUACGCACCCACAGAUGGCUCAGUUAAUUGUCCAGCUGUGACGUUAGAGAUGUUGCUAGUGAUGGAGAGUCGGUAACAAAUCUGAGACCAGCUCCUGUAACUUUAUCUCAGUGUUAUGAUGUUCAGCAUGACUGUCUCUGUGAACAUUAGCUGCCUCUUGUAAGAAGCAUUUUGUUUCCUGGGAUUUCAUCCCCAGUCCCACUCGUCAUCCAGACAGGCUGCAGUUUCCUUGAACAGGGACACACUCACAUUUUGAGCGCCAGUGAAUCAUCAGACACCAAAUGGCAUUAUUCUCACCCAGCUCAACACAUCGGACUAGAGGAGGGAACAGCUGAGACACAACCCCCCGCUCAAAGCCUUCUGACAGUAAACACACCCUCAUAGUUUAUCUGUUCCAGCUCUUUCCCCCUUUUCUGGUGAAUCUCUCCAGAAGCCACGACAACCGGCUGCUGCUCAUCUAUGAAAUGUUCCUGGCAGAAUAGGUGGAGAUGGAUAUGACAGUGUGUUAAGAAUCACCAUGGCAACAGAAAUCCAGUGUCACUAAUGUAAACAUUAAAGGAGAUGAGACCCUGCGUGUAUUAUUGUAUUAGUGUCAAGUAAAGACUUCUCUUGGACUGGUAUUGUACUGGAUGUUAAAUACCCAAUAAAGAGCUUUGUCUCACAUGA